Molecule: messenger RNA, 774 nt
Organism: Aspergillus ibericus CBS 121593
Lineage: Eukaryota; Fungi; Ascomycota; Eurotiomycetes; Eurotiales; Aspergillaceae
Exons: 1
Coding region: 78-572 (164 amino acids)
Source: RefSeq, a predicted model, not a curated record
GUUAUGUAGCACGGACAUCCAGGGCCAGGAUGCUGACCAGAAAGCUAUGGGGGUGGAGGUGAAUCACUGGCCAGUAAAUGACUGCGAUGCCAAGCGGGACUGACAGCUCAUUCUCCGCGCUGCCGAUGGCCAGCUCAUGGGUCUUCCCCGCGCGCUUUCCCCUCACUUUCCAGUCAAUCUUUGGUCACAUACCCACGGCGCUAUCUUGUCGAUCGAUCCGAUGGAGGUGCAUUCCGGUGACCGGAGCCGUGCUCUCUUCAUGGCUGAUGCUGGUGUCUAGCUUUAGACUCGUGGAAGAAUGGCAUGUGUUUUCCCGCCAUCCCUUGCGCGAUGAUGGCCUCCCCGCAAUACCUGGUUUUCUUCUAAAAAUGUCUGGGGCAUUCCCAUAUAGUGGGACGCGUCUGCUCGCUUACAGCCCAACUCCAACUGAUUCACUGACACCUCUGAAAACAAUUUCACAGAUCGACCCCGACAACCCCCGUCCUGCUGUCUCUUCUCAGCCCGUACUGCCUAUCGCAUCGCCCAUGUGGCCUGGAUGCCCCUUCCUGCGACCUUUGCACCAUUGGAAGUGAGUGGCAUGAGGCCUCCUGUGGCCACGGGUUCUGCCAUCAGAGUCGCUCUGCGUGCUAGUUUCCAAGUUCCGCGAUGAGUGUCCCGAUGUCUCUGCGCUCGGCCUUGGUGCCAUGCCGAGAAGUCCCCAGCGCCUAUCCAAGGAACUCACGUGCUAUGGUCAAGACCGCUUGUGAGUGUCUGUUGAAUACUUCGAUUUUCAUC